AUGACGAGCAGCUCUAGUUCCAGCUAUGAUGGUUCGAGUUCGAGCUAUGGCUCUUCAUAUGAUGAUGAUAUAUCAGAUUAUGUUGGAAGCGAUGAAUCUUCAUCCAGUGUUGCUGAAGGGGAUUUGAACUACCAAAGAGCAAAACGAGAAUUGCAAAGUGAGCAUCUCAAUGUCAAGCCAGCACAGCUUUUGGACCGGCACCGUCGCCACCUGGAAGGGUGGGGCAAUGACAUGGUCCGCAAUGUUGGUUCGCGAGUGGGAAAAGUGGUAUCGAUGCUCCCAGUUCCGUUGACUUUGAUGAGUGAUUGUUCAGGGGCCGAAGGUGCUUUGUGGGGGCUUCAAGAACUUGUUGGGAACAAGGUCACCCUCACAGCUAGCACUGACAAAGGCUUAGCGCCACUGAAGUUUAUCCUGGCAAAUUGCAAUCCAAGAAAGCUAUUUACAGAGAUGUCUGGCCGCUCAUAUGAUGGACUGUCUGAUGCCAUGUUGUAUGCAGGGGGGUUCCCCUGCACACCGUUUUCUGGCCUCCGCCAGAAUAGCUUGCUCUUGGAUGAGCCUGAAGCGCAAUGUUUUUGGGAUUGCUUGGAAGCAAUCAGGAGGACAGAGCCGUUGGUUGCAUUGCUGGAGAACGUGUAUGGAAUUUUGAGGGUAAAGAAACAGGUCUGGAAAGAGAUGGACCCUCUGAAGAAAAAGUACCUCAUUUGCGCUAUCAAAGUUGAUGCUCAACAUCUAGGAGACCCCGUUUGCCGCCGCCGCAUCUAUUUCAUUUUGAUACGGAGGGAUGUAUGCGACAAGAAGAUUAAAAAUCAUUUGGACCUGGAGAAGCAUUGCUCAUCAGCUUACCAAAAGCUGAAAAGAAAGGAACCAACCAUUUCUGUGUCAGACCUGAUGCUGCCAGCAUCGUGCCCAUAUGUGCAAGAUGUUCAGAGACAGCGGGAACAAACAGUUCAAAAGACAAGGAAACACAGUGAGUUUGAUCUCACUGAAGAGCCCAAAGCCAAACGUCCUCGAUGGCUUCAAAAGCAUUGGCAAAAAAUGCAAGAACUAGAGGUGGAUCCCAAGAACCUUCACAAAGUCGAUGCUGCCUCUAGAACUUUCAGUUCACAAAGGGCAGUUCAUGCUGUGGAGGUCUACGAGUCGGGUGGCCACAAAGGGACAUUGAGUGUUUCUCAACAAAUUAAUCGAAUGACAGUCAAAGGCCAAAAUGUUCCAUGUAUCACUCCUGGCGCCCAACUGUGGAAUAUGGAGAAGAAGCGCUUGCUCACAGGCCUGGAGAAAAUGCUUUUUCAAGGAUACCCCGUUCAUCGGUUGAAGCUACGCCAAAUGAAAGAAAAGGAACUUCAUUCGCUUGGAGGGAACGGGAUGAACAUCAGGAGCGUGGCAGCUGCUUUUGCAGUGGCCUUCAGUGUGCUCGAUGUGAGUGCAUUUUACAAGGCAGCAAUGGACAAAGCCAAACAGUGA
This is a messenger RNA of Durusdinium trenchii, 1461 nucleotides long. NCBI's taxonomy places the organism in Eukaryota, Dinophyceae, Suessiales, Symbiodiniaceae. The record is from the annotation of a GenBank genome assembly.